AUGGCCAACGUUGGUUUGGCACAAAUUGAACAGAAAUCUUUUAGCGGACUCGGUAAUCUGACGAAGUUGGACAUUCGUAAUAAUAAGUUGCACAAUUUGGAGCCGAAUGUAUUUGCUGAAAUGGAGAAUUUGGAAGAACUGAACUUGGAGAAAAAUGAUGUCAAUAGUUUGUUUCUCGUUUUUGUAGGCUUGUCCAAUUUGAGGCAACUGUAUUUGGGCGGAAAUAAAAUUGUGAAUAUAGAGGGUGGUUUUGAAGGUCUAUACUCUUUGGAAGUUCUAGACUUAUCUUGUAAUUUUAUACAGGAUUUGUCAUAUUAUUUUUGUGGUAUGAUCAAUCUGCAUACCUUACGCCUUAGUCAGAAUCAUCUAAACACUUUGCAUCGAUCAGGAUUUUAUUGUUUGACAUUACUAAGAUUCUUAGAUUUGAGCCACAAUCAAUUAGAAGUCUUGCCAGACGUUUUCACCAAUUUACACAACCUACAGGAGCUCGAUGUCAGUGGAAACAAAUUAACUAUUAUCGGAAUUUCACUAAAUUAUGGUUUGAGGAUAUUGAGUUUGUCCAAUAAUUCCUUGAACACGUUCAAUGCAACAGGAUCGUGGUGGAAUAUUGAAGAGUUACACGUUGACCACAAUCAGCUAUCAGAUUUGGAAUUUAUUGACACUAUGAAGCAUAUGCCGAGUUUGAGAAAGUUGUCUUUAGGUUUUAACAAAUACUCUUGUGCAGACUCCAGAGAUCUAACCAGCUACGCUUUUGAAAAUGGUGUGACACUUCUUCCUUUUCCCACCAUUCUACUUGCACAAUGCCAAGACUCGACCAUGAAACCUAGAACCGGCACCAGAAAUAGAUCUUCAACUUACGACCAUCCACAUUAUAAAACAUCUUUGAUGGUUGGAGUAUCUUUAGCGUCGAUUCUGCUCUUCUUUGUCUUGACAUUAGGCUUCAUAGUUCUGUGCCAUAAAUUUGGCAAGUUGUUGCCAAGUAUUCACCGUAGGGGUAAAAAUAAGGAAGUUGGUGAUCGGGUACAAGAUUGUGAUGAAGUUUAUAUGACUGUCGACUGA
Messenger RNA from Ctenocephalides felis (cat flea), 1059 nucleotides. Its product is annotated as leucine-rich repeats and immunoglobulin-like domains protein 1. The transcript has a single exon. Gene Ontology annotation, cellular component: plasma membrane. Gene Ontology annotation, molecular function: protein binding. NCBI's taxonomy places the organism in Eukaryota, Metazoa, Arthropoda, Insecta, Siphonaptera, Pulicidae. The record is from RefSeq and is a predicted model, not a curated record. The coding region runs from base 1 to 1059 and encodes 352 amino acids.